AAAAAAAUUUCCAUUAAAUUUCUAUCUAUCUUUCCUUCCUUAUUUCUUCCCAAUUUCUCCCCUCCUUCCUUUGUCCCCAUUUCCCCUCAAAUCUUCUUGACCCACAAACCCCCAGUUUUCUCUUCACUUUUAACUUCACUCUCUCCCUUCCAUUUUGGAUAAGCACCACAACCAGAAAUGGACUACCCGCCGGUGCUUGAUGAAUCCGUCCGGAAAGCUUUGAUCGGAAAGCUACAGAGAGGGAAAGAAUCCACGCUCCGACUUCAGACCCAACUUCACAAACCCUCUUCCGGACGCGGGUCAGGCCUCGUAGCUGAGGAACUCGAGGAAAUUGCGAGUUCUUUUAGUGAAAGUCUGGCUAUGUUGAACUCUCGUGAUUUCGAGAUGUCGACCCGGAUCUCCGCCGGCGGUUCAAGACGGGGUUCCCCCGUUGACCGGAGCUCCAAAGGUUCCGACCAGAGCAAGAAGCGGCUUGGGGUGAAAGAUCGCCGUGGAUGUUAUAGGAGAAGAAACUCUGCAGAAUCAUGGGUCGCUGUCUCUCCAACAGCUGAAGAUGAAUAUGCAUGGCGAAAAUAUGGACAAAAGGAAAUCCUCAACACAGAUUUCCCAAGGUGCUAUUUCCGGUGCACCCACAAGACCGACCAACUCUGUAAGGCAACAAAGCAAGUUCAGAAAAUAAGUGACGAUCCUCCACAGUACCAAAUCACCUAUUUCGGGCGCCACACAUGCCAAAACACCCUGAUGAGGACUCCCCAGAUCAUAUCCGAACCCGAACCCAUGGAUCAGUGCUCCUAUCUUCUCAGCUUUGAAACAAAAACACUCAGCAGAAACAAUCCUCCUCCUCCUCCGCCGCCAAUCAGCCCAACAACGGUCAACCAGGACUUCAAGGAGGAGACACACAGUGGCGUCACCGAGUGCUUGGAGUCUUCCAUGUGGCAGCAUGACAUGGGUGGUGAAACCUCUGGGCUUCAGAAACUGGACCAAGAAGCGGUUUCCAGUUUCCAUUCUUCCGGCCCAUCCACACCGCUUCAUCAUCAGGCUCCCCUGGAAAUGGAGUCUUUUGGCACUAAUUUCGAUGAUUUCGGGAUUUACAUGGACGAUCUGGCGUUCAGCAACAUUGGAGGACAGUUCCGCAAUUAGUUUCAAUAAUAAAGAUUAAGCUAAUUUUCCUGCAGCAGGGCGUUUGUACUAUAUAAUUAUCCAAACCGAGUAGUAGUAGUAGUAUCUUUUUUCUUCUUCUGUAACGUUCUUCUCGUUCAUCAGAGUUUUUUUUUUUUUUUUUUUCCUUCCCUUCUUAAUUAAUGCAAAUGUUAUGUAACUAAUGGAAACAUAUACGCUGAUAUGUGUUUGUAGCUUAUGUUAGUGAUCAAUGUUAUGUACUGUAUAUAUUAUCAUCAUCAUCUUUUGGAUCUCUAAAUUAAUUACUCUCUCAUGAAUCUAUGAAUCUCUAGCUAUGAAUCUAAUACGUGAUUUCCGUUGCAGUACAAGAAAAGGACAAGCACAUCAAUGUUGACGAGGUAAGCAACCCUACUGAACAUAAUGCUCAUCCUGAAGUUAGAAAUGAUCAAAUACAAGUAGCUAGCUAGUACUCCAAAAAGACAAGUAGACAACUAGCAAGUUACUGCCUUUCUGUAUAUAAUUGAGAUGGUGAUGAUAGAGCAUGUAUUUUGGUUGGCUCCUAAAACUUUAAAGUGUUUUUACGGCUUUAUGAAUAAUAGAAGCAAUGAGUACGGG
Messenger RNA from Oldenlandia corymbosa var. corymbosa, 1734 nucleotides. Lineage: Eukaryota; Viridiplantae; Streptophyta; Magnoliopsida; Gentianales; Rubiaceae. The record is from the annotation of a GenBank genome assembly.